CAAAGCUCUCUUCCCGCUUCUUAUAUCUCUCCGCACCGGGCCCUGCUUCCCUUCCCCCUCCGACAGACUUCCUCCAUGGCUCAGCACGCAGAGACCUCCCGGGUCUCUAUCCUGGGCAGCGACUCCAUCGUCGUUGGCUACAACCUCAUCAAGGAGAUGCUCAAGGAGAUCGUAUCCGAACUUCCGUCCUCGACCUACGUCCUCAUAACAGACACAAACAUCGCGCCCCUUCAUCUCGACACCUUCCUGACGACGUUUGCCGAGCUGACUGCGAAUAUCGAAAAACCUCCCCGGUUGAUUUGGCAGACCGUUGCUCCCGGCGAGCACUCCAAGUCGCGCAAAACCAAGGCCUCAAUUGAAGACUGGAUGCUCCAGAACCGAUGCACUCGCGACAGCGUUCUCCUCGCGCUCGGCGGUGGAGUUAUCGGCGACAUGGCUGGCUACAUUGCCGCUACGUUCAUGCGCGGCAUCAAGUUUGUGCAGAUUCCUACCACGCUCUUGUCGAUGGUCGACUCGUCCAUCGGCGGCAAGACCGCUAUCGACGUCCCACUCGGAAAAAACCUCAUCGGCGCGUUCUGGCAACCACAACGUAUCUUUGUCGACCUCGCCUUUUUGGAGACCUUGCCCGAGCGCGAGUUUAUCAACGGCAUGGCUGAGAUCAUCAAGACCGCUGCUUUCUGGGAUGAGAGCGAGUUCAAGCGUCUCGAAGACAACGUCGAUAAGUUCCUUACCGCUUUCCGCAACCGGAAUCAUGAGACCGGUAUCGUCGACCUGUCCUCGAUCCAGACUAUGCUUCACGCCCUUGUCGUGGGCUCCAUCAAGGUCAAGGCCUACGUCGUUUCGGCCGAUGAGCGCGAGGGUGGUCUGCGAAAUAUUCUUAACUUUGGACAUACCAUAGGACACGCCUACGAAGCCAUCCUCACGCCGCAAGUUCUUCAUGGCGAAUGUGUCUCUAUCGGCAUGAUCAAGGAAGCUGAGCUCUCACGUUACCUUGGUCUGCUUCCGGAUUCCGCUGUCGCGCGUCUAUCCAAGAUCUUGACUGCUUAUGGUCUUCCGAUCUCUUCCAGUGAUUCCAUCAUCCGCGAGCGUACAAACAACCGGCCUACUCCGGUCGAUCAGCUUAUGCGCACUAUGGCCGUCGACAAGAAAAAUGCCGGUGCGCAAAAGAAGGUUGUGCUGCUCACCGCUAUCGGAAAGACCUAUGAGCUGAAGGCUACCGGGGUGUCUGAUGCUGCCAUCAGAACCGUGUUGUCGCCUGAUGUCAUUGUCAAGUCAUCUUCCCUCCCAGCAGAUGCAAAGGUUGAGGUCAUCCCACCCGGAUCCAAGUCCAUUACCAACCGCGCGCUCUUGAUGGCCGCUCUCAGCAGCACUACCACCAAGAUGCACAAUCUGCUGCGAUCUGACGACACCGAGCACAUGAUGAACGCAAUCACCCAGCUCUAUGGCGCCGAGUUCACCUGGAUAACAGGUGGAUCAGGCGAAGACGUCCUUGAGGUUAAGGGCAAAGGCGGCCAGCUUGUCGCCUCACCGGACGAGAUCUAUCUUGGCAACUCUGGAACUUCGUCUCGCUUCCUUGCUGCUGUCGCUACCCUCGUCAAGCCGUCUAGCUCUGCAGACUCCAUCGUUCUCACCGGAAACAAGCGUAUGAAAGAGCGACCGAUCGCGCCCCUUGUGGACGCUCUGAGAAACAACGGCUCUGGUAUCGAGUACCUGGGAACUGUUGGCUGUUUACCUUUGCGUAUCGCUGCUGGCCAGCACCUCAAGGGUGGUCGGAUUGAGCUGGCGGCUACCAUCUCAUCACAGUACGUCUCGGCCCUUCUUAUGGCUGCGCCUUAUGCUGAAACCCCCACUACGUUGGCCCUUGUCGGUGGUAAGCCGAUCUCUCAGUCUUACAUCGACAUGACCAUCGCCAUGAUGGCCUCGUUCGGUGUCCACGUGAAGAAGUCCACGACCGAGCAGUACGCGUACGAGAUUCCACAGGGCGUCUACUCGGCGCCUCCAGAGUAUGUUGUUGAGAGCGACGCUAGCUCGGCAACGUACCCUCUUGCAUUUUCAGCCAUCACGGGAACGACCUGCGUUGUCCCCAACAUCGGCUCAAGCUCGCUCCAGGGCGAUGCUAAGUUUGCUGUCGAUGUCCUGCGUCCUAUGGGUUGUGAAGUCAUUCAGACUGCGACUUCGACAACCGUCACUGGUCCUGCUGUCGGAAAGCUCCGGCCGUUGAAGAAGGUUGAUAUGGAGCCUAUGACUGAUGCUUUCCUGACUGCCAGUGUCUUGGCUGCCGUUGCCCAUGAAGAAGGUGAAAAGGCUAUUCCUACACAGAUUGUUGGAAUUGCCAAUCAACGAGUCAAGGAGUGCGAUCGUAUCGCGGCGAUGGUCAAAGAACUGGGAAAGUUUGGCGUCUUUGCGUGUGAGCUUCCUGAUGGAAUCGAGAUUCAUGGCGUCGAAUCUUUGAGCGAUCUCACGAUUCCCGAGGGCGGUGUGCAUACCUAUGACGACCAUCGGGUUGCGAUGAGCUUCAGCUUGCUGGGUGCUGUCGCCCCUGGACCGGUUCUGAUCAAGGAGCGCAGAUGUGUUGAGAAGACGUGGCCUGGAUACUGGGAUGUUUUCAACUACAAGUUCAAGGUUGAGCUGGAAGGCUUCGAGGACCAAAACGACGUUGUCGCGAGGAAGUUUGUGCCAAACAACGGGCGUAGUAUCUUCAUCAUUGGCAUGCGCGGAGCAGGAAAGACCUCGGUUGGUGGCUGGAUUGCUGACGCCCUGGGAAUGAAGUUCCAAGAUCUUGAUCCUUACUUGGAAGAGAAGGCUGGCAAAACUAUUCCUCAAGUCAUUCACGAGGACAAGUGGGAAGGUUUCCGCAAGCUCGAGCUCGAAGUUCUGAAGGAGGUCAUGGGCAAGUUUCCCUCGGGAUACGUGUUUGCCUGCGGCGGCGGCAUCGUUGAGACUCCUGAAGCUCGCGAUUUAUUACAGGCUUACACUGCUAGCGCAGGCAUCGUAAUCCAUGUCCACCGCGACGUGAAGCUGAUCAUGGAGUAUCUUUCGGUUGACGUGACGCGUCCCAGCUAUGUUGAUGAUAUGUUUGCCGUGUGGCAGCGUCGCGAGCAGUGGUUUGCCGAUUGCUCAAACUUCUUCAUUUACAACUCGGAUCUGUCGGAUGACGCAGAGAUUGCUCACUUCAAGCUGACGCUGAGAAGCGUGCUCGAGACCAUGAUCGGUGCUUCCACCGUCCACGAGAAGAUUCUGGCUAAGCCAAAGUCGUUCUUCCUGUCGUUGACUUACCCCGACGUUCAGGUGGCCAUGCCUGUGAUUGACAAGAUCACCGCCGGCAGUGACGUUUUGGAGCUCCGGGUCGACUUGCUGCAGUCAGCGCCGCACGAGCAGAGCCCCAGCGUCGCGUAUGUCCAGGAGCAGAUUGGAAUCAUCCGCAAGUACACCGCGAUCCCGAUUCUCUUCACCGUCCGCACUGUCAGCCAGGGCGGCAAGUUUCCCGACCAUGACUAUACCAAAGCUCUUGAGCUGAUCAUGCUGGCUUUGAAGCUCGGAGUCGCCUACGUGGACGUCGAGCUUACCUGGCCGAACUCGAUGAUCCAGAAGAUCAUUGACGCUCGCCGCUUCACAAAGCUGAUUGCUUCUAACCACGACUUCAGCGGCAAGUGGAAAUGGGACGGUCCGGAGUGGCCGACCAAGUACCAAGAAGCCGCUGUCGGCGAAUGGGCGGACGUGAUCAAAUUCGUCGGCUAUGCGACGUGCCGGAUGGACAACGUGUUGCUCGAGCAGUUCAGAGAAAGCCACAAGGACAAGCCGUUUUUGGGAAUCAACAUGGGCAAGGCCGGUCAGUUGAGCCGAGUGCUGAAUUCGUUGCUGACUCCUGUUACGCACCCGUUGUUGCCGGUUAAGGCGGCGCCGGGACAGCUUUCGGUGGAGGAGAUUAUGACUGCGGCCAAGUUGAUUGGGGAUGAGUAAAAGGUUUAGUUUGCGAAAGGAUAGAAAAUGGAGAGUGCGGAAAAGUUUAGUCGGAAUUGAACGAGGUCGAGAUGUAAUUUUCCGUUUGUAUGGUUUUUAAAAUAAUUUAAUAAAUGCCUGAUGUAAAUAUCAA
Myxozyma melibiosi is the source of this 4093-nucleotide messenger RNA. RefSeq names its product EPSP synthase-domain-containing protein. The transcript has 2 exons. NCBI's taxonomy places the organism in Eukaryota, Fungi, Ascomycota, Lipomycetes, Lipomycetales, Lipomycetaceae. Gene Ontology annotation, biological process: chorismate biosynthetic process; aromatic amino acid biosynthetic process. The record is from RefSeq and is a predicted model, not a curated record. Gene Ontology annotation, cellular component: cytoplasm. Bases 76 to 3960 code for a protein of 1294 amino acids. Gene Ontology annotation, molecular function: 3-phosphoshikimate 1-carboxyvinyltransferase activity; 3-dehydroquinate dehydratase activity; 3-dehydroquinate synthase activity.